Messenger RNA from Danio aesculapii, 4636 nucleotides. It is a transcript of the gene hook1, whose product is annotated as hook microtubule-tethering protein 1. NCBI's taxonomy places the organism in Eukaryota, Metazoa, Chordata, Actinopteri, Cypriniformes, Danionidae. Gene Ontology annotation, molecular function: dynein light intermediate chain binding; microtubule binding. Gene Ontology annotation, cellular component: centrosome; cytoplasm. Bases 103 to 2250 code for a protein of 715 amino acids. The record is from RefSeq and is a predicted model, not a curated record. Gene Ontology annotation, biological process: cytoplasmic microtubule organization; cytoskeleton-dependent intracellular transport. The transcript is spliced from 22 exons.
AUAGACGCGAACGCAGCGCUAGGCAAAUACACUCGCAGGUGGGAAGAGGAAGCGCGUUGUUGACAGGUGGACGGAGAUAUUUGCCCGACACACUGAGUAGAGAUGGAUUUAAAGAAAACGGUGCUGUGCGAAAGCCUGAUUAUUUGGCUGCAGACAUUCAAAACCGCAGCGCCCUGUAAGACUGUGGAGGAUCUGACCUCAGGAGCAGCCAUGUCUCAGGCUUUGCAUCAGAUAGAUCCUUCGUGGUUCAGUGAGAGCUGGCUGACCCGCAUUAAAGAGGAUGUUGGAGAUAAUGUGAGACUCAAGAUGAACAACCUCAAAAAGAUCCUGCAGAUGAUUGUUGACUAUUAUAAUGAGGUUUUGGCUCAGCAGAUGUCAGAUUUCCCUCUGCCUGAUCUGUUGCGGGUAGUAGAGCAGUCAGAUCAGGUUGAGUUGGGACGCCUCCUGCAGCUCAUCCUCGGCUGUGCAGUCAAAUGCGACAGGAAACAAGAAUAUAUCCAGAUAAUUAUGACCUUGGAGGAAUCUGUACAGCAUGUGGUGAUGACUGCCAUUCAGGAGCUUAUGAGCAAGGAGUCUGUGACUCAGUUAGGAGCAGAACCUACUGGAGACACUGAUCAGCAAUUAAAGAAAGCCUUGGAGGAUCUGACUGAAGUCAUGGCAGAGAAAGAGGAGUUAGCACAGCGCUGUCAGGAGCUCGACAUGCAGGUGACAGUGCUGCAGGAGGAAAGGAACAGCCUCCUGGCGGAAAAUGACCUCUUGACCGAUCGAUCAAGUCAGCUUGAUACUUUCGAUGACCCCAGUACUCCAUCAGGCCGGAAGCACAGCCAGUUACAGUUCCAAUUGGAGCAGCUUCAGGAGGAGAAUUUCAGACUGGAGGCAGCUAAAGAUGAUUACCGCAUCCACUGUGAAGAGCUGGAGAAACAACUGGUGGAACUUCAGCAUCGUAAUGACGAACUGACCAGCCUGGCGGAGGAGUCGCGCUCACUUAAAGAUGAGUUAGACAUAUUAAGGAGCUGCUCUGACCGGGCAGUGAAGCUCGAGGCCUCUGUUGAGACGUAUAGAAAGAAGUUGGAAGAUCUAAGUGACCUCAGACGACAAAUGAAAGCUCUAGAGGAGAAGAAUAUGACUUACAUGCACAACACGGUCAGCCUUGAAGAGGAGCUGCGCAAGGCCAAUGCUGCAAGAGCUCAGUUAGAGACAUACAAGAGACAGGUUCAGGAGCUUCACAAGAAAUUGUCUGAUGAAUCACGAAGGGCUGAUAACCUGGUCUUCGAGAUGAAGAAAUUACAGGAGAAAUAUGACGCCAUAGUGAAGGAGAGAGAGAGGAUCAGCAUUGAACGGGACACUCUCAGAGAGACCAAUGAAGAGCUGCGAUGCACACAGGCCCAACAGGACCAACUACUUCUGGCAGGAAAGUAUCAAACAGGAAGUCCAAGCCAUGAUAACCUUGCAGCUGAGAUGUUGCCCAUUGAGUACAGAGAGAAGUUCAUCCGCCUGCAGCAUGAGAACAAGAUGUUGCGUCUGCAGCAGGAGGAGACGGAGAAACAGCGAAUUACUGAGCUACAGCAGCAGCUGGAGGAGGCCCGACGUGGACGCAGCCAACUGGACACUGACAACAGGUUAAACAGAGAAAGGAUCAGUGAACUCCAGCAGCAGGUUGAGGAUCUGCAGAAAGCUUUGCAGACACAGGGAGCCAAACCUGAAGAUUCACAUUUGAAGAGGAAGCUGGAUGCUCAUAUGGUGCAGCUGAAUGAGGCACAGGAUGAAAUCAUGAAGAAGAAAGAGCUGCUGGAAGACCUUCAGCCAGACGCUACUCAAACCAGUGUGAAGAUGGAUGAGCUGAUGGCGGCCUUGAAGAAGAAAGAUGAAGACAUGAGGGCGAUGGAGGAUCGAUACAAGAUGUACCUGGAGAAAGCUCGUGAUGUGAUUCGAGCUCUGGAUCCCAAGCUAAACCCAGCCUCAGCGGAGAUUCAGUCCCUGAAAGUGCAGCUCUCAGACAAAGACAAGAAGAUCAUUGCUCUGGAGCGAGAGUGCGAGCAGGCCAAACUGAGGGAAUAUGAGGAGAAGUUAAUUGUGACAGCUUGGUAUAAUAAGAGUUUGAAUUUCCAGAAGAUGGCAAUCGAGUCACGACUCAGCGGGCGAGCCAACUCUCUCGUGCCACCCGGUCAGUCUUUCCUGGCUCAGCAGCGUCAGGUGACCAACGCCCGGCGCACCAUGUCCAUCAAUGUGCCUGCCUCUUCUUCCAAAUAACCCUGUGCUUCAGUUCUUCCCAGCUUCCUCUCUCCUCCUCUCCUUCUCCUGCACACUAAAGUGACCUUAAAUACACUUCUGAACAAGGGGACAAGCAUGCCAUGAUGAACAUUAGCAUGUCUCCAUCCGCUCACACACAUGUAUAAUAAUGUACAUAAGGGUUGAAGAAAGUGACUCAAUCAGCACACAAUGAUGUACAGUAGCAGCUUUUUCACUUUCAGUACUAAACAAACACCAGUAACAGUCUGCAGCAGGGUCAACUCUGAACUAGCAUCGAAUGCUGAAGAGAGAGUUCACCCAAAAAUGAACAUUCGGUCAUCAUUUACUGACCCUUCAGGUGGUUCCAAACCUAAGUUUCUUUCCUCUGUUGAACACAAAAAAAAUGUCCCUCUAUGGAAGUCAGUGGCUUCCACAUUUUCAGCAUUCUGCAAAAUAUCUUGUUUUGUUUUGAAUGGAGGGAAAAUGACAUUCUAACAAGUUUGAAAACACUUAAAGGUGAUUUAAUUGUGACAACAUUUUCAUUUUUGGAUGAACUAUUUCUUUAAAGGUCAAUCUUUUCGCCGAACGAAAUGCAUUUAAUGCAUCCUGUAUGGUAGCAUGCAUGCUUUUGCUUAAAAAUGACUUCCAACAAUACACUAUGCAGGCAGAAAUAUAUUUGUAAUCACUCAAGUACAAUAUACGGUAUGAAACACUGAAAGCAUACAGUAUGCAGACUACAUUUUGCUCUAACCAAUCAAAUUCAAUCCAUAAAUCAGAGUGAAUAUUUGGUGCUGGACACCAGAUUUCUUAGUUUCAUCACUUUCUCAAAAAACAACAUGCAUUUAAACUAUAUUAAUAGACACGGGGUCGAACACCGAAAAAUGGAAAGUUUGGUGUUUAUUUCCUUAUGUUCCAGACAUCCAAGAUGUAAGUAGACUUUAUUCUUCAGGCAAACAUUAAAAAAGCUGAAAACCAGUCAUUGGUGAUGCAUAAAAUACCACUCAUCGGCUUCCAGCUAUUUUUAGAGUAAAACAAAAAUAAGAUUAAACAAAGUGAAUACCUGAGGACCCUGACGAAAUGCUAUAGUCUUAUUAAUCAUAAUGAUCAGUCUUUAAACGGGAAGUUGGCUCUUGUUUAAAACAUUAUUAAUUAAUGUUUAAAAUUAAUUAACAAACUCUUCCUUAAAAAGUCAAUCUUUUCAACUGAGAUCACAUACACAAAUAUUCCUUUUUAAAUAGGUUAAACCAGUGUUUCCCAACCCUGUUCUUGAAGGCACACCAACGGUACACAUUUUCAACCUCUCCCUAAUCAAACACACCUGAAUCAACUUAUCAUAACACCAGAAGAGACUCCAACACCUGAAGUUAAUGGGUCAGAUGAGGGAGACAUCCAAAAUAUGUACUGUUGGUGUGCCUCCAGGAACAGGGUUGGGAAACACUGGGUUAAACCAUCCAGGAAAAAGUCCAAGUACAAUUUUGAUGAGCGGUGAUGCUUAUAAAUAGUGUUUAGUUUCUUGCACCGACCAAUCAGAGCCAAGGGGAUUAUUUUGUUUUGCCUGUAUGUUGUUGUUUUUUUACUGUCAAAGUGCCUAUAGUGGCUUUGACUUAAAUUGUAUGAAUCGACCGUUUCAUCUAAUAUCUAUUCAAAUAUUCUCCUGAAGAGAAAAACUUAUAUCUGCAAAUGCACUGAGAAUGAGUAAAUAAAUAGAACAUUUUCAUUUUCGGGUGAACAGUCUCUUAUAAAUCCCAAUCCAGGUACUUCAUUCAGACGGUUUUGGUAUUUUAUAUUCAGUUGACUGUGACUCUUGCAUGCUCUUUUAACAAGCAGAAGGGCCUUUUUUAUUGACAUUUAAUAUCUCCUGUAUGUGUGAAGACAACAAAUAUCAGGAUUAAACACCAGCACAGAAUUAUAACAGGCCAUAGUGAACGGCUUUGAAUGUCUUGUACGGCACUCUUUCGGAAAACAUACUCACGUGACUUGUGAACCAUAGCGCUGCAUUGUGAAUUAGCUUUUGCUUUAUUGUGGAAAUAUGAGCUGUAUGCUAAUAGGCUAGCUGUCGCGUUUUGAAUAAGACACAAUCUAUUUAUGUUGGGACAUAAUAUUAUAAUUCAGUUUUAAAUGAUAAAAGUUAAUCACUUCUGAUUUGUCUUUCUGGUGUUUUAUUCAGCUAGGCUUAUUAUGGCCUGCGAUGGAUAUAAACGCCAAUGUCUUUUUGAAAUGCUAAUAUUUAUGUAUGUGUUCCAAGGAAGAACCUUGAUUUGUGUACUCAAUUUUAUGAGCACCGUCAUUGUUUGUGAGAAAUGAUAAAUAAUGAGAUUGGAUUCAUUUGGAAUUAGAGUAAUAUUUGGGUUAGGGAGCCCUGACAGCCUUCAUUUACAUGUUACGAAUAAACUAAUGUUUUGCAAAA